Messenger RNA from Protobothrops mucrosquamatus (brown spotted pit viper), 1151 nucleotides. It is a transcript of the gene STUB1, whose product is annotated as STIP1 homology and U-box containing protein 1. The record is from RefSeq and is a predicted model, not a curated record. Gene Ontology annotation, molecular function: protein-folding chaperone binding; ubiquitin protein ligase activity. Gene Ontology annotation, biological process: protein polyubiquitination; cellular response to misfolded protein; positive regulation of proteolysis. The coding region runs from base 1 to 1065 and encodes 354 amino acids. NCBI's taxonomy places the organism in Eukaryota, Metazoa, Chordata, Lepidosauria, Squamata, Viperidae. The transcript has 8 exons. Gene Ontology annotation, cellular component: Z disc; cytoplasm.
AUGCAGCUUUGCCAACUUUCGGCAGGAGCCCCCCACUCCCCGCGCCCGACCGUUAAGCCAACCGACCGUGCGCCACCCAAGCCGGGUGGGCGCAAAGCGGGGCGGGCAACCNAGGAGAAGGAGAAGGAGGGCGGCGCGGGGCUGCCCGGUUGCGGCGGCGGCGGGGAGGCGGGCGGCGGCGGCGGCGGCGGCGGCGCGGGCGGCAGCCCGGAGAAGACCCGCAGCGCGCAGGAGUACAAGGAGCAGGGCAACCGGCUCUUCGUCAGCCGCAAGUACCCCGAGGCGGCCGCCUGCUACGGACGCGCCAUUAAUCGCAAUCCCUUGGUCGCCGUCUACUACACCAACCGCGCCUUAUGUUACCUAAAGAUGCAACAGCACGACAAAGCCCUGUCCGACUGCAAGCACGCCUUGGAACUGGACGGCCAAUCCGUGAAGGCACAUUUCUUCCUGGGACAGUGCCAGCUGGAGAUGGAGAAUUACGACGAGGCUAUUGCUAACCUUCAAAGAGCCUACAACCUAGCCAAAGAGCAGCGGCUAAACUUUGGGGACGACAUUCCGAGCGCCCUGCGCAUCGCCAAGAAGAAACGUUGGAACAACAUCGAGGAGAAGCGGAUCAACCAGGAGAACGAGUUGCACGCUUACCUCACCAAGCUCAUCAUGGCAGAGAAGGAGAGGGAACUCGAAGAAUGCCAACGGGCCCAAGAGCAGGAGAACAUGGAUGAAAACCGGAGCCGGGCACAACUGGCCAACAUCAAAGCCAAACACGAAAAAUAUCUAGCAGACAUGGAUGAACUCUUCUCCCAGGUGGACGAGAAGCGGAAGAAACGGGACAUCCCUGAUUACCUGUGUGGGAAAAUCAGCUUCGAACUGAUGCGCGAGCCUUGCAUUACGCCGAGUGGGAUCACCUACGACCGGAAGGACAUCGAAGAGCACCUCCAGCGGGUUGGCCACUUUGACCCUGUGACCCGAAGCCCGCUGACCCAAGACCAGCUGAUUCCAAACUUGGCCAUGAAAGAGGUGAUUGACGCCUUCAUAUCCGAAAACGGCUGGGUGGAAGAUUACUGACCUCCGAAGGAUGGGAGGAGAACUCCUGGGGACCUCCAGCUGCUGUGGCAACCGAGAAGACCCCCUCCGGACUGCGCCAGACUGCC